AUGAAUCUCAUUCUCAUCGUACUUUGUGCCUUGCUGCCUCUCGUGACCGCUGAUGCUGUCAACGACCAGUGCGCCAAGCUGUGCAACGCCAGUGACGUGUGCUGCAUCGCCAAGUGUUAUAAGGUCCCUUGCCCUGAUGCUACUCAGGUCGAAGAAAGCAACAAGUGUGCCGCCGCUUGCCCCCAAGGCAAUGGCAGCACCGGCGAUACGCAGAAGUAUGCCGACUGUCUGCAAAAGUGCUUCGACCAUUACUACAUCGGUACUGAUGGUGUUACUCCUGCGAUCGUGCCUGUUGACACCUCUUCCUCUGGCACCAUUGUCCACAGCACUACUGUUUCUGGCACCACUGUCUCUGGCACCACUAUGACCGUUCCUGGAUUCACUGUCUCUGGAACCACCGAGCAUGACACCACGGUUCAUGGCACCACUGCCUCUGGCACCACUGUGACCGUUCCUGGAGUCAUUGUCUCUGGAACCACCGUGCAUGACACCACGGUUCCUGAAACCACUGUUACGGGCGUCCAUACUACCCAGACUGAUGCCACAGCCCAGUCAGGCAGCAGCAAAGCCACCUCCACUGCUGAUGGAAGCGCCAUCAGCGGAUCAUCCAGCACCAACGCUAACGCUAUGGCUACCCACGUCUCCAACGCGGUCGCAAAUGUCAAUAUGGGUGCUUUGAGCGUCGGGAUCUCCGGUCUGGUGCUCGCCGCUUUGGCUCUGUGA
Molecule: messenger RNA, 723 nt
Organism: Penicillium odoratum
Lineage: Eukaryota; Fungi; Ascomycota; Eurotiomycetes; Eurotiales; Aspergillaceae
Exons: 3
Coding region: 1-723 (240 amino acids)
Source: RefSeq, a predicted model, not a curated record